Molecule: messenger RNA, 559 nt
Organism: Caenorhabditis elegans
Lineage: Eukaryota; Metazoa; Nematoda; Chromadorea; Rhabditida; Rhabditidae
Gene: F36A2.10
Product: DNA-binding protein
Exons: 2
Coding region: 26-481 (151 amino acids)
Source: RefSeq, marked reviewed
UUCGCAUACUUGAAGAAAUCCAUCAAUGGCAAGAAAGACUACCGUGGCAAAAGUCGGAUCUAAAGGUCCAGGAUCUACAAAGAAGACGAUUCAAGCUGUCCGACCAACGGUCCGCACCCAAGGAGCGGUUACUCGCUCUCAGGCUGCUCUUCGUGGACAUAUGGGGAUCACUGACUCUUCGACUUCGACCAGUUCAUCUCGAAUUCCGAAGGAGAAGUUGAAAAAGAAGGCAUCAUCUCGUAGCCGUUCAAGAUCCCGUUCGAAAUCUACUCGCCGCUCACGUUCAAAGUCUACUCGCUCACGUUCCAGAUCGAGAUCUCGAAGCCGCAGUAGCACUCGUGGAAAGAAGCGUGCUCCAAAGAAGGCAGUUACCACGAAAGCCGCUCGAUCUAUCUCUCCCGUCAAAGUGAAAAAGACAGAAGCCAUCAAAUCGCGUGGAAGCAGCAAAACCGCCCGUCGUGUGUCUGCGGCUCACAAGUAAAUAAUCGUCGCUUCUUGAUGGCAAGGUAGAAAAGAGAUCUUUCCGGGAUAUAACUAUGAAUAAAAAUAUUGUGAUUUG